AUGUCAUCCAUGAUGGAUGGGCCAAAAGAAGAUAAAGCUAGACCGAUAGUGUUGGAACAAAAAGAAGAACUUGCUUAUUGCAUGAUGAUAGAAGAAGAUGAAGGAAAGGAUGGAGAAGGCGAAUGGUACUCAGACAUCCUACAGUACCUCAAGGAUGGGACAUACCCACUCUCUGCAGACAAGAAUGAUCAAUUAACCAUCCGGAGGUUGUCUACUAAUUACAGUAUUUGUGGUGAAAGGCUUUAUCGAAGAUCAUAUGAUGAAAUUCAUCUCCUUCGUGUAAUUGCCAAGGAAGCACAGCAAAUAAUUGAAGAGGUUUAUGAGUCAAGCUAUGGGCCACAUAUGAUUGCACAAUGCUGUCAAGGAAGCUAA
This is a messenger RNA of Quercus lobata, 372 nucleotides long. RefSeq lists its product as uncharacterized. Lineage: Eukaryota; Viridiplantae; Streptophyta; Magnoliopsida; Fagales; Fagaceae. Bases 1 to 372 code for a protein of 123 amino acids. The record is from RefSeq and is a predicted model, not a curated record. The transcript has a single exon.